UUUGUACGUUGUUGUUGCUUUUGCUUUUGUCUUUUCCCCGUGUUUUGUGAAAAGAAAGCAGAAAAACUAAGGUGGCAAAAGUAAAAACGAAACAAAAUAAGAAAUUUGCCCAUUUUCCGUUAUUUUCUGCCUGAGAAAAGUGAAAAGUUUAAUUUACUAAACAAAGCGGCAAAACUGUGUGCGUGUGCGUGGGUGGCUGAGCCUCUGUGUGAAUGUGUGUGUGAGUGUGUGUGUGUCUCUCUAGUUUUUGCAAUUCCCUUUGCACACGCUCUUUCGUGUUGGAUUAUUGGAUUAUACCGCCAAUAACGGCACACGCACAGCAACAACAACCAUAGUAAAAACAACAAAAAGCGAUAAAGGAGAGCAGACGACGCUGGGAUUAAUCAUUAAUGUCCUAAGAGAUAAAGAACGGGAAUCUAGAAGCAUACGAAAGCAGCAGCCGGCCAAAAAGCAGAAGAGGAAGCAGCAGACGAGCAAGAAGAAGACGGCAAAAGUUUUUAAUCGGAAAAAACGAUCGUCAGAGGACCAAAAAGUCACAAAUACAAGUCCGUUUCACUUCUGCUGCUGGAAACCUUCGUCCUUUCGUGCGUCCCUUUCUGCUAAUUGCUUUGUGUGCCCUGCUCCUGGCUCCUUCUUGUCCUCACUAAGCAGCCCAGAUCCUUCCACACUCAAGGCUCAAGAUACUUACACCGCCGAAGAUACCUGAACUGCAGCUGUGCAGCCAGCCAGCAUUAUUUGCCCCGAGGAAAAUGGAAAAAGAGGAAAAAUCCGAACGCCAACGCGUCUCGACGUCUGUCAUGUGCGAUCCGAGUUUUGUGGCCCCUAACUAAGGCGCCUUGCAUAAAUUUACGCCAGAGGAUAAGCCAAAAAAAAAAAAGAGAGAAAAGAAGACGACUGGCAAGGCAAACAUAAAGCAAUUUUAUGCGUUUUUAAAAUGCCGGCAAUUGACUGAAACAACAAAAGCGAACUGAGGUCUGGAAAAUUCAGAUGGGCCGCAUGUGAGCACGUUUUCCGCUUUACACCGAAGGGUAAAUCAAAUACGAGACCAAAACCGCAUCGAAAGGGAAAAGGAGGACCAGGACCCCAUAUACACUAUACCAUAUCUCAGUCGCUGAUAAGCAAUAUAACGCAAAUGCUUGAUGGUUUGUUGACGACCAACAAAAAGUUCUUGAGCGUGUGUAAACAUUGGGAAAUACUGGAAAACGGAAAACAGAAAGCAGAACAGCGGAAAAGCAGCAAAACAGCAGCAAGGACAUCGAACGAAGGAGCCAUCCAGCCAUCCAACCAGCCAGCCAGCCAGCGUUUAUAAAUGCGCUACAGUUACAAAUUGUUGCCACAGCUGUGCGUGUGUGUUUUGGGUGCUGUGCGGCACAUGUGCGCUCUAAACCAUUUAUAAAUGUAACAAAAGCAACGCCAGCAGAAGAAAAAAAAACGAAGAAAAACAGUAAAAAGCUGAAAGCCCUUGGCACAAGUGCAAUGCAUAAAUAUAAACAAAGAGAUACGAACUAAAGACGGCCAAAAUACAGGCAGGCACAAGGUGCUAUAUGUGCACAUAUCUUUUUUUAUUUUUGGAGAAACAUAACGCGUUUAUAAAUCGAUAAUUUGAGACAGUGAAACGCGUAUAAAACGAGCUUUCCAAAAGAGCAUUGUGCACAAUUAGCGCCAUCGGAGCCAGGGAGCCAAGAAACAACCAAUGGAACAUGUUGAUGCCGGUGCGGGAGUACAACAAGCACAUAGCCAAAAUACCAAAUUGCAAGAUGAGGCAGCGGCCAACGCUUAGAGCCACCUUUGCAUCCCUACUGCUGCUGCUCCUGCACGUCGCCCAGGCUCUUGAUCCGGCGGCUGCCAGUGGUUCAGUGGCCGGAAGUGGUGCUGCAGCGGGUGGUGCAGGUCCAGCUUCCACCGGCGGUGCAGGUGGCGGCAGCCUGAGCAGUGGUCCACCCACUCUCAUUGCCAAUCUCACGGAACAGGGCAGUCCCGGUGUGUAUAAUUCGACAAUGGGUUAAUGCUAAUUACCCGUUUAUAUAUAUUUGGCAUUUACGUGGCUGUUUAGCUGACCUUUCAACCUUUUAGCCCCCCCCGACAACACUGCCAUUUUGGUAUUUGCUAGGACGUUUAUGCGUGGUACUUGGCAAUAAAAUUUAUUCCAAAUUGCUGUUAAAAAUAUAUAAUCCGAUUACUGACUUGCCUUAAUUUCGAUUUAAUUGUGCAUUUUAAAAUAAACAUUGUGGCCAUACUCCACUACAUAAAAUUUUUUUAAUUUAUAUGCAUAUAAACCAAAAUUAAAAAGCUUUAUAUUUAAAUCUACAUUUUUACUGCCCCUAGUUUCAUUGAAUUUUAAAAGAGGAUUACCUUUAAAUUUGGAUUACACUUAACAAAAACGAUAUGGCAACUCUUCUCCAAAAGUUUUUAUGCUUUUGGCCACACUUAAUUUGGCUCAAGUCAAGUAUUCAUGAAAAUCUUAGCAUAAACUUGGUAUGUUUUGUGUGUGUGUGUGUGUGCCAAUGUUUGUGUGUAUUUCCUUGUGCGCAUUUCCGGCUUCCGCUUCCGGUUGCCAAGCGACAAGGGGUGGCAAAAACUAUUAGCCACUUGGCGCUAAAUAACACCACCCACGCCCACUCAUCCCAGCCACUGAGGCAAAACACUAAGCAUCAAUUAACCCAAUUUUCAGAAUCCAUUUUCACCUGCAGGUACGGCUUCAGCUCACAACUCCGGAGCUUUGGCUUUUUCUGAGUAUUUUUCUAGCUGCGUGUUUCACAGCUCCAUGCUUGCAUAUAUAUAUUUUUGCUAUUUUUUUUACUAGCCUUUUCUUUUGCCCCUUUCUCUUUGCCGGCAAAUACCCAAGUGGCGGUGUUGAAACCAACGUCCAACUCCCAAUUCCCCAGACCCACCUAAUCCUAUAGGUUUAAUUCCGGGCACUCUUGCCCAGACUUUUUCGUGUUCCGUUCUUUUCCAUCUUUUCUUUCGCAGGCUUUGGCGCUAUUGUUGUAGUUUGGUUUGGUUUGGUCACUGGAUCUGGAAAUGGAAAUGGAGUGGAAGCUGAAACCAUAAUUAAUCCAUUGAUUUUCGAUUUUUUUCAGCUUAAAUAAUUCAUACAAAUCAUUUCAGCAAUAAAUAUGCAUUCGUUCACAGCAUUUAACAAUGAAUUUUUCAGGCAACAAAUGUUUUUUUUCAUCCUAGAUUUUUUUUUUUUGUUGAAUAACAUGGGAUCCAAUUACAAAUUGAUGAGCAGGUAAUGAACGUAACAGAAACAAAAAAUCGAAUAUUUUAAUUUUGAAAAGCCACUGUUGCAAACUUUGAUUUGCAUGUAAUGUCAUAAAUAAUUCAUUUUAACACAUUCAACAUUUAUGAAUAAUUCUUUUUGAACUUUUUUCUUUAUUUUAGCUGUCGCUAUUAAUCAAAUUAUACGUUUACUACAUGCAUUUUUAAAUUGUUUCUUUAUGUCGUUACGUGUAUGCAGCCGCCUGGAAAUUUGGUGUGACAGAGUGUCAUAAACUGCAGAAUGCGGGUGGCCAUCAUUCCCGGCGCUUGAUUGAGAGUCCAGGCCAAAAAAAAUCACCUGGAACGAUGCCAGAUGUUGUGGAUAAUAAAUUCCUGAAGAUGUGACAACACUUGGGAUACAUUUUAUGUGGCUAAAAGUCUGCUACAAAAAGUCAAUGUAAUUGAUUGACCAGUUGGGAAAUUAUUUAUCUAAUAUUAUUAAACGCCUAAAAUAUUAACUUAAAAGAAAAUUAUUUAUUGUAAAGAACAUUUCCAAAUAAUUUUAAGAGGAAUUCCUCUAUUACUUUAAAGAAUAAUUGUAUAAAAUACAGUUAUUCACUGUUAUCUUAAAAAAUGAUUUGUUAUUAAGAACAUUUCCAAAUAAUUUUAAAAAGGAAUUUCUGUAUUAUUUUAAAUAAUAAUCAUAUUAUACACAGAUAUAAGGCUUUCAAAUUUGAAAUAUUUUUAAACGAUAUACAAAAAACUGUGAGAACUAAAAUUAUUAAUAUCACUUAAAUGUCCUACCUUACACUCCUUAUAUUUUUAAUGUUUUCACAUUAUUUCCAAGAGAAACAUAAAAGAAUGUAUUGUAACUACCUCAGCUCAUUUAUAACUCUGUUAACUAACUUUAAGAUCUGGAAAUAAAAAACUAAUUUAUAUAAAA
Drosophila subpulchrella is the source of this 4144-nucleotide messenger RNA. Its product is annotated as centriole proteome protein 16. The record is from RefSeq and is a predicted model, not a curated record. NCBI's taxonomy places the organism in Eukaryota, Metazoa, Arthropoda, Insecta, Diptera, Drosophilidae. The transcript is spliced from 6 exons. The coding region runs from base 1701 to 2006 and encodes 101 amino acids.